AUGGAUCAAUUGAGGACCCAAACUAUCAACCAACUCCCAUCAGGUGCCGCCCUAAUCAAGAGAGAGCUUUGUUACACUAUAUGUUUCAUCUUCAUCUUGAUCUCCUCCAUCAUUGCUUUGAACCUCGGCAGCUCUUCCAGAUCACUCCCUUUGUUCCGUUUCGAUCAUUUCUUCCCUCGAAAACUGCCGCCGCCCUUUCCUCAUACACAUCCCUUGCGAGCUUGCGAUUAUUCUUACGGGAAAUGGGUUCGUGUCGACAAGAAGAAUCCGGUUCUGUUGUAUGACGAGGACUGCCCGUUUCUCGAUCCCGGUUUCCGGUGUCAUCGGAACGGAAGAAAAGACAUCGAGUUUCUGAAAUGGAGAUGGCAACCUCAUGGCUGUUAUCUUCCUAGAUUCAAUGCUAGCGAUUUCUUGGAACGGAGUCGAAACGGACGGAUAGUGUUUGCAGGUGAUUCAAUGGGAAGAAACCAAUGGGAGUCACUGCUUUGCAUGUUAGCUCAGGCAGUUUCAAACAAGUCUACAAUCUUCGAAGUAAAUGGAAGCCCUAUAACGAAACACAAGGGGUUUCUUUCCAUGAAGUUUCAAGAUUACAACCUCACCGUCGAGUACUACAGAACACCUUUCUUAGCCGUGCUCGGUCGGCGACCGAUAACCACACCACCUCAAGUUAAGCUGAUCGUUAAGGUAGACCAGUUGCAUUGGCGUUCUAAACAGUGGAAAGGAGCCAAUGUCAUAGUCCUCAAUACAGGUCACUGGUGGAACAAAGAGAAAAUCGCUAAGAUGGGUUGCUAUUUUCAGGAAGGUGGGACAAUAAACAUGACAAUGGAUGUGAUGGAAGGUUUUCGAAGGUUUAUCAAAACAUUGGUGUCAUGGACAACCAAGAACUUAAACCCAGAAAUCAGCCACGUUUUUAUCCGGAACCAUUCACCCAUUCAUUACAUGAAUGGUACAUGGGAUGAUGGGGGAGUGUGUGAUGCAGCAACUGAACCAGAACAAGACUACAAAAAGCUUCGACCUGAGUCAUGGAAUAAUCAGUACAUUGCUAAUGCAAUCAAAGAAAUCAACAACUCCAAGGUCCGAUUGUUAAACAUUACAUAUCUGACAGGGUUUAGAAAAGAUGGUCACCCUUCAAAGUACCGUGAACCAGGGACUCCUGUUGGUGCACCACAAGAUUGUAGCCAUUGGUGCUUGCCUGGUAUACCGGACACAUGGAAUGAGAUUCUCUAUGCUCAAUUACUGUCAAUGGAAUUUCGAACCAAAUGA
Gossypium raimondii (Peruvian cotton) is the source of this 1263-nucleotide messenger RNA. Its product is annotated as protein trichome birefringence-like 8. Gene Ontology annotation, cellular component: Golgi apparatus. The transcript is spliced from 4 exons. Gene Ontology annotation, molecular function: O-acetyltransferase activity. NCBI's taxonomy places the organism in Eukaryota, Viridiplantae, Streptophyta, Magnoliopsida, Malvales, Malvaceae. The record is from RefSeq and is a predicted model, not a curated record. Bases 1 to 1263 code for a protein of 420 amino acids.